Molecule: messenger RNA, 927 nt
Organism: Hyposmocoma kahamanoa
Lineage: Eukaryota; Metazoa; Arthropoda; Insecta; Lepidoptera; Cosmopterigidae
Product: pancreatic lipase-related protein 2-like
Exons: 3
Coding region: 1-927 (308 amino acids)
Molecular function (GO): lipase activity
Source: RefSeq, a predicted model, not a curated record
AUGCUGAUUUAUAGUUUAGCAUUAAUAAGUGUAUUUUUCGGAAGCAAUGGAGGAUCAAGAAUUGAAGAAGGAUUUCCUACAGGACUCAUGUCAGUUUGUCCCGGGUCAACCAAGCCAGCAGAUAUCCCCAGAGCUCAGCUGAAGUAUUUACUCUUCAUAGUGCAAGGCAAAGGUCACUCCAGGCAGAAGUAUACCUACUGGAACGCUCACGACAUUGCCAAUGAUCCUAGAAUUGAUUUUGGAAGAGCAUCUCGUCUAAUGCGACCAGUCGGCAAGCAUGUCGCAGAAGUCCUGGCGGAACUAACAAAAUCCGGUCUAGAUCCAGCCAAACUGGAGCUUCUAGGAUUCAGCCUGGGCGGUCAUACAGUAAGCUUCAUUGGCCGUAACUUUCAGCAGUUAACCGGAAGAAAUAUAUCCAAGAUUACUGCUUUGGAGCCCUCUGGUCCUUGUUUCAGAAACUUAGGCCCUGGGGACAGAUUAGACGCUUCAAAUGCUGACUUCGUCGAAGUCAUCCAUACUAACAUAGACGGCUACGGUAUGGGAGCUAGAAUGGGACAUAUAGACUUUUACAUAAAUGGUGGUGAAUACCAACCGUCCGAUUUAAAUUUAUACCCGUGCACGACCACUUGCAGCCAUUUCAGGGUCCUUACUAUCUGGCUGUCAGCUUUAAAAAAUCCAAGAAAGUUUUUAGCGUUAAAAUGUGAUAGUAUACAGCAAGCUAGAGAUUCAAAUUGUUAUCAAAAUGUUCCUAUUGUUACUAAUUAUUUAGGUUUAAGUGUUGAUAGAAGAAGAGGUGGUAUUUUUUAUUUAGCAACAGAUAAAAAUUAUCCUUAUUAUUUAGGAAUUAAGGGUUUGAGGCCAGAAUAUGUUUACUGGAGAAGGAUAACUAAUGUUAAUAAUGGAAAUAAUACAGAGAUUUAUACGUAG